Messenger RNA from Daktulosphaira vitifoliae (grape phylloxera), 1724 nucleotides. RefSeq lists its product as uncharacterized. The transcript is spliced from 8 exons. Bases 428 to 1039 code for a protein of 203 amino acids. The record is from RefSeq and is a predicted model, not a curated record. NCBI's taxonomy places the organism in Eukaryota, Metazoa, Arthropoda, Insecta, Hemiptera, Phylloxeridae.
UUUCGCACUAAUUGCGGGGAUCAAUUUUUUAAGCUACUAAUUAGCUACUAAAGAUAUUUUUAUUGUGACUUUAAGCUACUAAUUAGCUACCAAAUUAUUUUUUUUGAUUCAUUUCUACCAAUUAGCUACCGUAUUCUAGUCAAUUGUGAUAUUCAAAUUUGUGUUACCAAAAUUGUAGUUCCUUAAGUAUAUUUAUUAUUGUUGUGGUUCGUGUUUUAGUUUUAGGUAGCAUCUCUGGCCAGAAGCUCUGCGAAUUUAAAUUUAAACACUAAAUGAUGUCAUUAUAAGAACAGUUUGAAGUAUAUGAGUUAUGAAGUCUAUAAUAAGCAAUAAUAUCAAUAUAAAUUAUAACACAACGUACGUAAAAUUACUCAGCUAAAAUUUAAACAUUUUAAUUGUUACUUUCUCCAGUAGAAAAAUCAUUAUAAUGCAUUUAAAAUCUAUACUAAUAUUUUUUUUAGUAUGUUUUUUAACCGACACAAUGAGUGAGGGACUUAAUGCAAUCCAAAUACAAUGUUUUCUAAAAUUGGUAAAAAGUUUAAGACAUUAUAAUACAGAAGCAGUAAAUAAAGUUUUAAAGUAUUUUCGCAUCAAUGAAGAGUAUAAAUAUAACUGUGAAGAUAAAACAUACGUAAGGGCUUUCGAGAUUCUAAAAUUUGUGGUACAAUUUAACAAGUUGUGUGAUAACAAACAAUUAGAAAAUUUGAGCAUAGAAGAGGUAGAACUAAUCUCAACUGAAUUCAAUAAACUUGCAGACAAUGAAAAACUUAUAGAUGGAGAUCAAUACGUAUAUUUGAUUUCUAUAAUCGGCAAAGAUGUUGGAUGCGAAAAUAAGCUAAAUGAUUGGAGUGAAAAAAUUAAAUCUCGAUAUUAUUUUGAGUUCGGUGAUGUACUACUCGAUGCAUUACGGUACAGAGCACAAAUAAAAAAAACAAUAAUUGGUGAAAUUGAAAAUUUGAAUGAAAAUUUUAUUUAUUACAUCGUGAAUGAUCAUAGUACAGAUGAGAUAAAUGAAAAAUGUCCAUGGUUACUUAAAUAAAUGAUAUAUAAAAGCAUUAUUUUGUAUACAUUUUUAAAUACUCAUGUUUUUUUUAGCUAUCACUUAAAAUAUUCUAAAAUUAUAUAAAAUUAUUAUCUUUACGGUCACUCAUUUAUUGCAUUUUAUUAUUAUUUUUAUUCCAUUAAGAUGAUUUAUACCUCGUUUGUUAUUUAAUUGUACACUGAGUACUGUUUUUGUUUCACUUACUCCGAACCUUUCUAUUAUUAUUCUAGUUUUAAUACUCUACUCUUUCAUUUGUUUAUUAGUAUGUGUUCAAAAUAAUCCGCUUUCGUUAUUAUUUGAAAGGCGUGCGGGUUAAAUAUCAUAAGUUCAUUUUGACUACUAUUUUUUGCAUAUUCUUAUAAAUAUUUAAAAGACAUCCUUAUAAAAAAUUUUCAUCAUUAUUUUUUUCUUAAAACAGCGUUUUAAAGGAAAAUUUUUUACAAAUAAUAUAAAAAAAUCUACUGAACAGUAUGCAGUUCAGUUUCGACUUAUAACCUUUUAUCUGCACAAUAUCCAUUUUUAACAUGAAGAUAUAUUUUUACUUUUUGAUGUCAUGUUAGUCGAGUGCAUGUGUUACCUAUUAAAAAAUAAGAGGUAUUUAAUUUUAAUGUAUUUUAUAAUUUCUAUGUCUUAUAUUUAAAAUGUAAUUUUAAAUGCCAAAAUAAAAUUAAAAAAAAUUCUA